Myxocyprinus asiaticus (Chinese sucker) is the source of this 3092-nucleotide messenger RNA. It is a transcript of the gene lbr, whose product is annotated as lamin B receptor. The record is from RefSeq and is a predicted model, not a curated record. The coding region runs from base 142 to 1959 and encodes 605 amino acids. Gene Ontology annotation, cellular component: nuclear inner membrane. Lineage: Eukaryota; Metazoa; Chordata; Actinopteri; Cypriniformes; Catostomidae. Gene Ontology annotation, molecular function: oxidoreductase activity, acting on the CH-CH group of donors, NAD or NADP as acceptor. The transcript has 14 exons. Gene Ontology annotation, biological process: sterol biosynthetic process.
GGUUGAGCGGACACAGAGGGAGGAACAAGCAGUGAGCGGGGGCCAUUGGUUUUUUUAAAAAAUAUUCAUUAUUUUAUAAAAUUCAGCGGAUAAACUUUUGUGAUUAUUUAAACUUUGUACAUCGAUUGAAGGUAAAUAAGGAUGCCAGCUGCAAGGUUUCAGAAUGGAGAUUCUGUAAUGGGCCGUUGGCCCGGCAGUAACCUCUAUUAUGAGGUGAAGGUGCUAAAUUACGAUGCCAAGACCCGGCUCUACACCGUCAUCUACAAAGAUGGUACUGAGCUGGAGCUGAAGGAAUCUGACAUUACGAGUCUGACUGUGUUCAAGCAAGGUGUUACACGUUCUCGGUCGAGAUCCCGUUCUCGUUCCCGUUCACCAGCACGUACCCGUCGCAGUCGCUCCCGUUCUCCAGCAAGGACGUCCCGGCGCUCUUCCACUCGCACCACAGAGGCGCGCAGGGAAAAGCUCAAACAAGUACUGGAGGUCCGACUCACCCCAUUGGCAGUGCCAUACGAGAACAACAGCAACAGCAAACCUGAGAAGAAAGAGGAAAAUAAUACAGCUACCAAAGUCAUUGAGACUGAGACUGAAUCUGAGAACCAGGCAGGUGGGCGCUACAACCUACGGCGCAGGAAGGAUCAAGGUGAUGGGAAACCUGUAGAGCUGGAGAAAAAAGAGGAGCAGGCGUUAUCACAGGCUAAACCACCAGCUGCCAACAAGACAACUGAUCUGGAGUUCGGAGGAAGAGUUGGUGUUUCCCUCUUAAUGGUGCUCUUGCCCCUAGCUGUGUUGGCCCUGCUCAUUCUCUGUUGGCAGAAGGAUGCCAGUCUCCAGAGCUUCCCUCUUGAACUCCCUCCCCUACCGUCUUUAUGGGACUGCCAGGUCUUUGGCAUAGUCCUGCUCUGGCUUCUCUUCCAGGCUGUCCUCUCCCUGCUCCCUUUCGGAAAGCUCGUUGAAGGAAUGCCUCUCAAGAAUGGGAAAACUUUGAAGUACAGGAUUAAUGGUUUCUGUGCACUGGUCUUCACGGCUUUGGCAGUUGGUGUUGCUGUGUACCAGGAAGUGGAUCUCAGUUUCAUCCACGCUCACUUCCUGCAGUUCUUCACUUCUGCCCUUCUCAUCGCCACUCUUCUUAGCAUCUACCUGUUUGUCCGCUCACGCUGGGCAUCUGAUGAUGAGCUUGCUCCUGGAGGGAGCUCUGGUUAUGUAAUCUAUGACUUCUUCAUGGGCAGAGAGCUGAAUCCCCGCAUCAAAAACUUUGAUAUCAAGUUCUUCUGUGAAAUGCGCCCAGGGUUGAUGGGCUGGGUAUUGAUUAACUUUGCAAUGUUGCUUGCUGAGAUGAAGCACCAGAAUCUAGAAAACCCCUCUCCAGCGAUGCUCCUGGUCAACGCCUUCCAGCUCCUUUGGGUGGUUGAUGGCUUUUGGCAUGAGGAGAAACUUCUGACUAUGAUGGAUAUAGUGUACGAUGGCUUUGGAUUUAUGUUGGUUUUUGGAGAUCUGGUUUUUGUGCCGUUUACAUUCACCUGUCAGGCAUACUAUCUUGUCAAUCAUCCCAAUGAUCUCUCUGUUUUCUGGAUCACUACUCUCAUCACCAUGAAUGGAAUUGGAUACUACAUUUUCCGGAAAGCCAACUCUCAGAAAUUUGCCUUCAGGAAAAAUCCUUCUGACCCAGCAGUGUCUCACCUGAAAACUAUUCCUACUGCGACCGGAAAAAGUCUCAUUGUGUCUGGUCUCUGGGGGUUUGUCCGUCAUCCUAAUUACCUUGGUGACAUCCUCAUGGGUUUGGCCUGGUCCCUACCAUGUGGUUUCAACCAUUUGAUUCCCUACUUUUACCUGAUCUACUUGAUCACUCUGCUGGUACAUCGCAAUGCAAGAGACGAGCGUCAGUGCAGGAAAAAGUAUGGCUCAGCGUGGGAAGAGUACCGCAAAGCUGUCCCAUACCGCAUUUUUCCAGGGAUAUACUGAGAACUCAUGGACUCAAGCUGUUUUGGACACUCGGGGCAAAACAAAAUUUCCUCAGAAGGACACUUAACAUUAGACAGAGAUCGAGUCGUUCACUGUUAGCAGCUUGGCAAGUUUUUUAAUCAUUGAAGUUUUUUACAACUGAACAUCAAAUUUAAACAAUUCUCUGUCUUUUCGCAAAAAGUUUACAGAUUGUGGACAUUGCCCCAAAGUUUGACCUCUUUUAACAAUGUAUAUGAUUGUACAGAUGUUUUUUCUACUCAAAAGAUUGUUUUUCAGAAUUCAUUACUUCAUAGCAUAAUUUACCAUCUCAUCUUGUGUACCCAUAUACACAUUUUAAGUAUCUGCUUGGCUAUUUACCUUUGACAUUUUGUAAUGACAAUUUGUGUAAUGCUUUUGUAUAUUGUGAAUGAUGGGAUUUUUUUUCUUUUUCUUUUUUUAAUGUGUAUAGUAAGAAGAAGUGUAAUGUUCUUUCUCAGGACCAGAGAUUUGUUAAGAGACAAAACUAUAUUUUCUUAAUUUCUGCACAUAUUUAAUACAAAAUUUAGGUUUGGUUUGCAUUUUAGGCAUUAUGCACUAUGCUUGCUUUCUUUUAUCCAAAGUUCACAAAAUUUGGCUUUGCUACCUCAGAUUUUUCCAGUUGAAGAUGUAAAACUAGCUUUUUUUGGUCAAUUUGUUUGGGAAACACAACAGUUGUUUUUCCAGACACUAGAGGAAGUGUCUCAUUAAUAUCUUUUGAAAAAUCAUAAGGGUGCUGUGAACAAAAAUAAUGAGCUAAGAACUUAAUUCUUUCAAUUUAUGGGGUAGCAUAACUUUACAUUUUAAUUGAUGUUUUAAUUUAUAAAGACAAUGCACAGCUGUGAAUGUUUAAAUCAAGGCUUUUCUUAACUAAUGUAUUACUUUUGCAUAUCUUUUAUGCACUUGGACAUAAUGAUCGUCCUAAUAAGAGUAUGUGAGAAGUGUUUAUAGCUAAGAGGAGCUGUUAUUUUAUCACAGUACAGAGGCAUUGUCAAAUGUUAUUUAUUUGGUUAAUUUAGAGUGUUACUAUGUAAAGAAAAAAAAGUGCUAUCUGACAAGCAAUUUCUGUAAAAAUGCCAUUAUUCAUACACAUUAAUAAUUAAACUACUUUAGACAAA